Messenger RNA from Xylona heveae TC161, 747 nucleotides. RefSeq lists its product as hypothetical. Lineage: Eukaryota; Fungi; Ascomycota; Xylonomycetes; Xylonales; Xylonaceae. The record is from RefSeq and is a predicted model, not a curated record. Gene Ontology annotation, cellular component: nucleus. The transcript has 6 exons. Gene Ontology annotation, molecular function: mRNA binding. Bases 1 to 747 code for a protein of 248 amino acids. Gene Ontology annotation, biological process: mRNA export from nucleus.
AUGUCGGACAAGCUUAGCAAGUCGCUCGACGAGAUUGCCAAGGAGCACCGUGUUGGCCGCGGUCGGGGUCGCAAGAAUACUAAGCCUAAGGCUCCUGCUGGCGGUAUUACCAAGAAGACAAAACAGGCAAAGGCUCCUGCUCCUGCUGCAGCGCCUGCUGUCCUUACUCCCGCUUCCGGGGAGAGCAAGAUUGAGGUCAGCCAGCUGCCCAAGGAUGUCACCGAAGAUCAAAUUAAGGAAUACUUCGAGAAGACUAUUGGUCCGGUCAAGAAGCGACCCAUCAUCAGCUAUGGUCCAAAUGGUAUCAGCCGUGGUAUCGCAUCCAUCACAUUCAGCAACCCACGCCACGCAAACACUGCUUUUGAGCGCCUAAACGGAAUGCUCGUCGAUGGAAAGCCCAUGAAGGCGCAAGCGCAAGCGGCCAAGUCCUUGAGCGACCGUGUAGCUCAGCCUAAGAACCAGCCUAAGGCUGCUGCUGCGGCUCCGAAGCAAGCUGCUGCUGGCGCUUCCGCGGCUCCCAAGGCUACCCGUGGCCGUGGCCGUGGCCGCCGAGGCCGUAACACCACUCGCCCCAAGCGCAAGACCGCCGAAGAGCUUGACGCCGAAAUGGUUGACUAUUUCGGCAAUGAAAACACUAAUGGCGCCGCUGCUGGCACUGAAGCUGCUCCUGUUACCAACGGUGCUGCUCCAGCUCCAGCUCCCGCUGCUGCUGGUGGAGACACUGGAAUGGAAGACGAGAUCAUGUAA